AUCGGGAACGCCGAUAGUAGCGUGCUCUGGUAGUGAGGAGUGUCGAUACUUGACGUCUCGCCGCAGUGAAGGAUCUGACUCGGGCUGUGGUGAUGAUGCUGAGGAUCGGGGAGAUAGUAUGAUAUUCCAUUUGGGAUUGCUGGAUCCUGAACACAUCUUUGAGUUCCUGGACAAGCAUAAACACACUGGUCUU
Molecule: messenger RNA, 193 nt
Organism: Perkinsus marinus ATCC 50983
Lineage: Eukaryota; Perkinsozoa; Perkinsida; Perkinsidae
Exons: 1
Source: RefSeq, a predicted model, not a curated record